Prosopis cineraria is the source of this 1224-nucleotide messenger RNA. Its product is annotated as protein IRX15-LIKE-like. The coding region runs from base 20 to 1015 and encodes 331 amino acids. The transcript has a single exon. NCBI's taxonomy places the organism in Eukaryota, Viridiplantae, Streptophyta, Magnoliopsida, Fabales, Fabaceae. The record is from RefSeq and is a predicted model, not a curated record. Gene Ontology annotation, biological process: xylan biosynthetic process.
CAAUCUCUCUCUUUGUCUCAUGAGUGUUCUCUCUCGCAUCAGAAACAGCAGAGAAGUCAAACCAAAAUCCCCAGAAUCCAACAUGAAAAUCACUAACAAAAACACCAAACUCAUUCUUCUUCAUUCUUCCAUUCACAAGUACACUUCUGCCCACAGCAAAUAUCGCUUAUGCCUUCUCUUCUUCCUCACAUUCUUUGCCUUACUCUACACCCUCACCAUCCUCAUCGCCGCAGCCGCCGCCGCUACAACCACCGUCUCAUCCGCCGCCGCCUCCGUGCCGCCACUCCCAGCCGCCGUAAUCAAAGCUCUUAUUCACUACGCCGGCGCAUCUUCCACCAAUGUCACCACUGAAGCUCAUCCAAUGUCCACCGCCGAGCUCUCCGCCGUCGCAGAUACUCUGCUUCGGAUCCCUAAUCCCAAUUUCCUUGUCUUCGGUCUCAACCACGACUCCCUCCUCUGGUUCGCUCUCAACCACCACGGCCGCACCGUGUUGCUCGACGAGAAUGAAUAUAGGAUCGCCGAGUUUGAGAAGUCCAAUCCCGGAGUGGAAGCCUACGACGUUCAGUUCACCACCGAGAUGCGCGAGCAUGCGAAGCUGCUAAUGCAGGCCAGAACGGAGUUCAAGAGCGAUUGUAGGCCGGUUCAGAAUCUCUUGUUCUCGGAAUGCAAGCUCGGAAUCAACGAUUUGCCGAAUCAUUUAUACGAAAUCCCUUGGGAUGUGAUAUUGCUGGACGGCCCGCGAGGGUACUCCCCGACGGCGCCAGGGAGGAUGUCUGCGAUUUUCACUGCGGCGGUGCUUGCUCGGAGCAAGAACGCCGGCAAUGGAAAGAGGAACACUCAUGUUUUCGUGCAUGAUUUGAACAGAGAGGUGGAGAGGAUUUUCAGCGACGAGUUUCUCUGCCAGGAGAAUUUGGUGGAGAAUGUGGAUUCGUUAGGGCAUUUCGUGGUUACAAGUGAAACUGAGAGUGAAGCAAUUUCAGAAUUUUGUUCGAAUCCGAGAUCCGCAUUAUCAUAGAAGACGGAUAAUCAAAAAUCAAGUCUGGACUUUUUUUUUUUUGGCCAAAAACCAAGUCUGAAGUAUUGGAACCUUCAAAAAUUACUUUUUUCUUUGGCCUUUACUUUCUUAUGAAGGUAAUAGCAAGAAGUGUGAUUAAAAGUGAUAAAUUAGAUCAAUGAAGGAAGAAUCAAACUUUGGAACUUUAGGUGUUUUUCUGCGUUACUGAG